Messenger RNA from Globicephala melas (long-finned pilot whale), 2539 nucleotides. It is a transcript of the gene FEZF2, whose product is annotated as FEZ family zinc finger 2. Gene Ontology annotation, molecular function: RNA polymerase II cis-regulatory region sequence-specific DNA binding; DNA-binding transcription factor activity. Lineage: Eukaryota; Metazoa; Chordata; Mammalia; Artiodactyla; Delphinidae. The record is from RefSeq and is a predicted model, not a curated record. Gene Ontology annotation, biological process: regulation of transcription by RNA polymerase II.
CUAUCAGCGGGGAGAGCUGCCCUCCGAAUCCUCGCCCGCAGCCCUAAACCAGCAGCGGAGCCGGGCUUGGCCUCAGAAAUCCGAUCACAGAUCAGCGAUUCUGAUCGAUUAAGAUCUCAAACGACCCUCCAGCUCGCAGUGCAGUCUCCCCCAGCCGCAGGCGGAGAGCCGGCCAGAGAGGGGGAGGCGCACCCGCCAGGCGCCGAAGCCCCCGGGAUCUGAGCGCGCGGCCUUGCUCUUCCGGAUGCUACGGGGUUGUCCUUAGGCGGCAGGAGCUCUCUCCCGACCUCCGACGCCAGCCAAGGCGAGCUCGUUGUUUUUGCAUAAAUUAAUAUUUCCCCAUUAACAAGUUCCCCCCUCCAAACGCGGCGCCCGCGUCCAUGCGCCACAUCCUAAUGAGGUAAUUAUCAUUUGCGCGUGUUCGCGGCUGGCGCCGGCUCCGUGGGUAAUGGCAGUUUAUUAGCACGAUGCCCAGCUCGGCUGCAGAGGGCUAAGGGAUGCUUCGGCGACUAGACGGACACCCGGGGGCCCUUUGGGGCGGCGAGUCCGGGACCCCCUGCCCUUUCCGCAUCCCCUAAACCUGUAGGCCCCCAAAGUUGUGAAUCACGCACGGAACUCUGCUUGGGUUUGGGCUCCCCCCCCUUUUUUUUCCACCGGCAAAACCAUCACGAUUCCUCCCCCUCCCCCUCCCGUCUCUUCCCUCCUUGCCGAUUCGCGAACCGCUCGCACUUUCCCGAGGGGAGCGCGGGCGCCAGUUGCCUCCUUUUAAAGUUUGAGGGGCGGUGGCGGCGGCGGCCGGCAGGCGCGGUGGAACACAGGGGCCGCUACAGGAGCCGCGCCGCCGCCCAUGUCAUUCCACUUCAAGUGACUUCAUGUGAUGUCAGCUGAAUGUAAAAGACAGUGAUCUCACGCGGAGGGGAAGAUGUUUGCCAUCAAAAUGUGACAGAGGAGACAGGCUGCAUGGCUCGGAACGCAUCUCCUUGGCGGUGGGGGAAAGAGACCUAGUGGAGAGAGGCUGCGCCCUGGCCCAGUCCGGUACGGCUCAGCUCGGCGAGCCAUGGCAAGCUCGGCUUCCCUGGAGACCAUGGUGCCCCCGGCCUGCCCGCGCGCUGGAGCGUCGCCGGCCACUUCCAAGACGCUGGCCUUCUCCAUCGAGCGCAUCAUGGCUAAGACGUCGGAGCCCCGUGCGCCCUUUGAGCCCCGACCCGGGGCACUGGAGGCGGACGGCGGCCAGGGCAAGAAAUUGCUCAACCUCUGCUCACCGCUGCCCUGUAUGAUCCCCCUCCAGCCCCUAGGCUACGAGGUGCCGUCCAAGACGCUGCUCAGUUACUCUGAGCUCUGGAAAAGCAGCCUCCGGGCGGGCGGCGGCGGCGGAGGAGGAGGCGGCGGCGGCGGCGGCGGGGGGGCCCCGGUGUGCGGCGCCAGCGGCUUGUGCAAAACCAACUGUGGCGUGUGCUGCAAGGCCGAGCUGGGCCUGGCGCCGUCUGCGCUACCCGCGGGCAGGGUCAUCAAGCCGCAGGUCAUCAACCAGGCAGUGGGGCUUCCGGCCAGCGGCUCGCUCUACUACUUCAACUACCUGGACUCUGCCGCGUACCCGCCGUCUGAGCUCCUGGGCGGCCACCUCUUCCCGUCCGGCCUCCUCAACGCACAGGCCCCCGCUGCCCUGGCUGCGCACCCCAAGCUCUUUUUGCUGGAGAACGCCAAGUUGGCCGGCCUGGCCUCAGACAAGUUCCCCCAUCCGGCCCCCUAUGCCCAUAAGGAGCGCCUGCCCGCGCCACUGGAGCAGGUGCUGAAGGAGAACUCAGCCCUGACCGCCGAGCGCGGCGGCGUCAAGGGCCACAGCAAGCUGCCUGGGGGCUCCGCGGACGGCAAGCCCAAAAACUUCACCUGCGAGGUGUGCGGCAAGGUAUUUAACGCUCACUAUAACCUCACCCGCCACAUGCCGGUCCACACCGGAGCCAGACCGUUCGUGUGCAAAGUCUGCGGCAAAGGCUUCCGCCAGGCCAGCACGCUCUGCAGACACAAAAUUAUCCACACCCAGGAAAAGCCGCAUAAAUGCAACCAGUGCGGCAAAGCCUUCAACCGCAGCUCCACGCUCAACACACACAUUCGCAUCCACGCGGGCUACAAGCCCUUCGUCUGUGAAUUUUGCGGCAAAGGCUUUCACCAAAAAGGGAACUACAAGAACCACAAGCUGACCCACAGCGGCGAGAAGCAGUACAAAUGCACCAUCUGCAACAAGGCCUUCCACCAGGUCUACAACCUGACUUUCCACAUGCACACCCACAACGACAAGAAGCCUUUCACGUGCGCCACUUGCGGCAAAGGGUUUUGCAGAAACUUUGACUUAAAGAAACACGUGCGCAAACUCCACGACAGCGGGGGUCCCACCACCCCCUGCACAAAGGACCUGACUCGGACAGUGCAGAGCUGAGAGCUACUGCCUCGCCCUCCCUUCCGGCCCUAUCCAACCCCCAAACAGAUCACACGUAUAAACUUAUUUCUAAAAUUAAAAGAAAGGAGAAAAAAAAAAAAAAAA